Molecule: messenger RNA, 1509 nt
Organism: Lodderomyces theae
Lineage: Eukaryota; Fungi; Ascomycota; Pichiomycetes; Serinales; Debaryomycetaceae
Gene: SMI1B
Product: Smi1bp
Exons: 1
Coding region: 1-1509 (502 amino acids)
Biological process (GO): regulation of fungal-type cell wall biogenesis; cell wall biogenesis
Cellular component (GO): mating projection tip
Source: RefSeq, a predicted model, not a curated record
AUGAAGUUUAGUCAACGGUUUCAAGAAUUCAUAUACUCGUUAAGCACAGACGACAAAUACUCCGAGUUUGACUCAAGAAAGUCCUUCAACAGAGUAAACAAACCAGAUUCAGAGAAUCUUUUGGGGAUGCACCAAGUGUACAGCAACUCAUCGGUGGACUCUGUCAACAACAUAAUUACAAACGAACCAAAUGACGGAUCUGAAGGUGUACACGAAAUGAGAUUAGCCUGGAGACAUAUAAAACACUGGUUGGUCAAGUAUGCUCCAGAUCUUAAUAGUUCGCUACUGAGCAAAUGCACAACGUCGGAUCUAGAGGACUUCCAAAAAGAUUUACGUAUCAAACUACCACAAUCCGUGUUGCAGUUUUUCAAAAUUACUGAUGGUCAACUGAACUUUGGCAACCAGUUGAAUAUAGACACAAAUGGUCUCAUAUUUGGUCUAAAGUUGAUGUCGUUGGACGAUAUAAUGAUACAAACUGAGAACUGGAGAAAAGUAGCUGAUUAUAUAAACACAGGUAUAAGCCAACAAUACCUGAAAACAAGUGAGCUAAGCAAAUUACCCGCCUCACAUGCUAAUUCGAGUCAGUACAAGAAGAAGUUGAAUCUCGGUACAAAUAAUGACUUGCCUCCUGCAAGGGCUUCGUUUGAUGUGACAGAUACACGGUCGAGACAAACUUCAGUCUCUUCUCAUGAAACGGAUUCAUCGGGAAGCAGAUCAUCACACAGUCACCAAGGAAUGCCAAAGCAAAGAUCAAUACCACCAAACACAAUCCAUGAAACUUUUGCUCACCCAAUGUGGAUUCCAUUGGUGACCGAUGAAGUGGGAAACUAUAUUGGAAUUGAUCUUUCUCCUCCUCCAGGUGGGAAAUGGGGACAAGUUAUUCUUUUUGGAAGAGACUUUGAUUUUAAGUUUCAGAUAGCCGAUACCUGGGGUGACUUUUUGUUGAUAUUUGCCAAUGAUUUGGAAAUGGGCAACUGGGACAUCAGAGCAAACCGAAAGAACAACGAUGGCGACUUGUUCAUUGGUAACGAAGGAGAAAUUGUUUAUGUGGAUAAAGAGGCCAAAGUGGAAGUGCCGUAUUUGGAAGUAUUGAAAAGAAGAGCGGUUAAGAAGUGGAUGACAAUGUUGGAAAAUGAGCCAAACGAGGAUUUCAACAAGGACUUGUUGGAUGAGUUGAAGCAAAAUGAAGUAUCGAUCCUCUCGCUACAUAACAAAGGUUUCCAGUCAGUUGACAGUUUUAUAACCAAACACUUGAACUUGUUGGAUCACGCGAAAACCGUACAUGCAUCACACAAUAAUGAUGAUGAUGAUGAAGAAACUGAGGAAAAGCCAGUACCAAAACCUACCAAUGCUGCACCGAGGGUGAAUCCGAAAGCAAGCAACCACAGGAGCCCAUUGUCACAAGAAGUUACAAGAGCAGACCCUGAGGGAGCUGAAGUAGACAAUGGCGACGACAAUAAGGUUACUGACAUUGAAAAAACUUUAGAAGAAGUAGAUAUUAGACAAUAA